GAGUUGAUGACCAAACUGAUAACAGAGACUCCAGAUCAUCCAAUCCCGUUUCUCAUUGAUCAUCUGCAGACCAAGCAAGACAGCCCCAGCAAAUUGCACAGAGCUUUCUCUGGAUCAGCAGCUCUGUGGGCGCAGAGCUCCCCAGAAAAUAGAAUCUCUCGGAGAGAGUACAGCAACUUUGAAAAGCCAUGGCAGAUUACUCCAAAGAAGCCUAAAAAGUCAAAGAGUGACCUGGCGGUUUCAAGCAUCUCUCCACCUUCACCAGAAUCCAAGUCCUUGCCACGAUCAGUUGAGUACCCGUCCUGGGAUUGGAGGGAGAGCCGGGAUUUCGAUGAGCUCAGCCACAUCUUGCAAGAGAGCAAAAAGCUUGGCAAAGCCCUGGAGAGCCUGUCACGAAGCAUUGCCAUCUCUGAUGAGCUUGACCAGCACAUUCUAGGCUACAAUUCAGUUCUGCGCCCUCGAGUGGUGGGCGAGUGGGUUGGUCGUGAUGACAACGACGCAGACCCGCUGGCCGCUGAGAUGCUGCACCCUCCGGUCCCUCGAACUAAAACCGAAGCAUGCUGGAGCGGAGAGAACAGCCCCGCUCGGAGCUUGAAAAUGGAAACAAAAAGCAAAGGGCUAAAAGAGCAACAGCAGCAUCACAAGAAGCUGCUGGCAGCCAUGUUGUCCCAGGACUCCUUCGACUCGGUCAACAGUCCUGCUUCUUCUGUCGUAGAAGAAGAGAUCGAAGACGAGGAUGAUGCCAUGGAGCUUUUGGAGGACCUGGAUGACCUGCGGAUGGAGGGCGUAACAGGGCUGGCUCCAUCCGGUAGUAAGUUCAGCCAGGGACGCAGCUCCUAUCAGUCCGAACCACAGGCCAAAGUUACCCUUAACAUCUGCUCUAGGUGUGCCAGGCUGCAGGGAGACACACUAUCAGACAGCCGAUCUGAGGAGGACCACAGGUCUCACAUAUCUGAGCAAGCUGUGCCUGACAUCUCCUCGCCAUUGCCCGGGGUGGACACCAUGGCAGGUCGACUUCAGGAAUGCGAGGCCUUAUCUCAAAUGUCAGGCUCUCGUCAGGCUGUCUGGGAGGCUGAUCUGAAGUCUGCAAGAGGUGGGAGUUCUGUCGGGCAGACGGGGCUGCUGCUUGGCGACUCCCUCUUUUCCAAAGAGCUGGAGAACAUGGGCAAACAGCUCGCUGAGGUUGAGAAAGAUCUGGCCAAGCUGGCAGAAGUUGGAAAGAUGACUACUCGGAGUGCCAAUAGUCCCCACGGGAGCCUACUCCACACCCCACGACGCCACCGUACACUCCCGGACACUCUUCCUCUCACUAGCCUCAUCUCCAGGCCCCAGUCAACAACCAGCGGCCUCUCAGGCAAACCUAGUGGUAUUGGCCUCCCCUUGCUGAGUCCCAAGCCCACCUCCCUAUCCAUGUCCAUGGGCCGGACCCCCAGCAACCCUGGUAGCAGGACUCAAACCCCCAGAACACCCAGUAGGCCCCUGACACCAAACAGCUUACUAAGUCGCUCCUCCUUUAACCCCGGAGCUCAUAAAGAAGUAACAUUCCGGAGGUCGAGAAGCCGACCUGUGACACCAACGUGUCAACCGCCACUUCCUCGACCACUUCUCACCCCUCCAGGACUUAGUACCACAGACAGCCUUGGUGCCAGCCUUCGGGCAUAUCUGUCUGAGGAUGAGUUUUACCAGCAGCUCCAGGCCAUCAGACAGCCGUGGCAUAUUCCCAGUGACACAGACAGUGACAUCAUGGAACCUCCUGAACAGGACAAAAGUAGUUCACGGGAUGCCAAUAAAAGAUCAGUGUUUUCAGGCCUAUAGUGAUGAAGACCAGAAGACCUCAUCGAAUCAAACAAUUAUGCAAAACAACGGACAUUUUGAAUAACUGUUCAAAGAUAAUUAUUUUUAUAAAGCGUAUGAAUGAAAAUAAUAAAAAAGAUUGUAUACUUUUUCACCCUGUUUCAUAAGGAUUGUAUUGUUUAUCAUGUAGCAGGAUGAUAAACUAAGAAAAUAUUACUUGAAACAAAGGGAUAUGCUGUGUAUUGUCUGUGCAUUGAAGCAUGAUAUUGAGCUUGUGUAUGGAGAACAGAAAUGAGAUGUAAUGUUUGUUUUCUGAUUGAUUCCUUUUUAGGCCUAGUACAGAUUUACAUUGUCAGGACAGCACACCCAUAUCAUGAAGACAUUACUGGACAUGGACUGUUAAAAGAAUUUGUGCUUUUCAGAUAGAAAAUACGUUGUAGAAAGGAAAACAUGGA
Molecule: messenger RNA, 2249 nt
Organism: Cyprinodon variegatus (sheepshead minnow)
Lineage: Eukaryota; Metazoa; Chordata; Actinopteri; Cyprinodontiformes; Cyprinodontidae
Gene: cunh8orf34
Product: chromosome unknown open reading frame, human C8orf34
Exons: 14
Source: RefSeq, a predicted model, not a curated record